Molecule: messenger RNA, 1581 nt
Organism: Ascochyta rabiei
Lineage: Eukaryota; Fungi; Ascomycota; Dothideomycetes; Pleosporales; Didymellaceae
Exons: 3
Coding region: 1-1581 (526 amino acids)
Source: RefSeq, a predicted model, not a curated record
AUGCACUGGUUGGCAGCAUUAGACAGCGCCGCAGAGCGGUUUGAUGGCGGUCGUCGGAGCUUUCCUCUGGCCAGCGAAGCUGACUUCGUUCGCAACUACGCGUACGAGCCGCCGAAUGAGGACUACGAGAAGCUCUUCUUCUGCCGAGCGACCAUCUCACGCUCGCAGCGUGAUCCAGGUGCUCGUCCGCACAGCGCAGGAUGGCUGAUCCCCACCUGUGACGAUGCCAGCGUCUGCAAGCCCGUCUUCAUUGCCCACUCCGUCUUGUCAGCGAUCUGGCUUCUGCGCGAGACGCUCGCCGACGACGUCCUGCCUGACAAUAUCUGGGAUCGUCUGGUCUGCGCGGCCGAGUCGCUUGCGGAGGACGGGAUGGAAGAGCCGCCGUCUGCGCAGAAGCCCUUUGCUUCCCCUUCACAACAGGCCUCCGCUCCACCCCGCAACAAAAGAAGCGGCCACACCUAUCUGCGCCGGCCCCUACACCAAAGCGCGCUCGAACAACCACCGAUGAGACACAUCCAGCCAGCCCUCAGCUAUGAGCAGCUGAAAGACUCCCCUCUGCACAUCACUACCAUCUCCAACAACAACCGCCGUGCGGAGCAAAAACGCAGCAGGACACUCGCCACUUCGCGUGCGAAGAAGCGGCUUGCCCUUGGUCUGGUAGCACCUGGCGACAAGGCUCCUCUUCCAGAGCAGGCUGCCUACACCUCUAUUGUGCAAAAGGACAAGUCCGUUGUCGCCUGGAUCAUCAAGCAGCCGGUCUCCGAUGACACGGACUUCUACAGCUCCACCCAAACUCCCUACCUCACGGCCUGCACCCUUCUAGAGAAAGCGCGCGUGCUUGGAAACCAGUCCUCUCGGUACCACGCUGCCCAGUUCCUGCAGGCUUGGCGAGAACGUGGCUCACCCUUCAGAGGUGGCGGCGAGCUCGCUGGCAGCCAGAGCAGGACCGGUGCGGGAGCUAAGCGCUUGCAGCUGCUGAGUGUGCGCAACGAUGCUGACAGGGAUUUCUGCUUUGCCUGGAACAUCAACGACAGGACGCGAAAUCGAUACGGAAAGGGACAGAUCCGCACAGAGGCAGUUGCAGCGCUAGUAGAGUUAGUUAGUCCCAACGCCACUAAGAAGGACAAGCAGGUGUUUAGACGACGGUUAGGCCAAGCCAUGCGCUGGUACUCCAUUAGUCAGGAGCUAGGCUGGGGCAUUCUGACCCUGAUACCACACGACGAGAUUGCGAAUCGCUGGAUAGAACGCACCCUCCGUGUAGGCCAGCUGCAUGUCUGGAUUGAGCUACUUAAGAAGGAGUGUCCAGACAUUUGUGCAGCUAGCAAGGCACUUAAGAACUGGUUAGGGCCAGAGGGAAUUGCUGGCGGGCCCAUCAACGAGAAGAAAACGCUGAGCAUUGAGGCGGAGGCGCCAGCAACCAUCUACGAGGUGGAAGAGAUUCAAGACAGCAAAGACGACGAAACUGACAACAGCGUUGACGACAGCACCAGAGAGCAAAGUCAUGCUUCGCCGAAGAGUCCUACGCCAGCUCCGCGGUUGCGUCAGCUAACUUUGCUUGAAUUGUUCCAUCCUGUAGAGUAG